AUGACCUGCUCAGUAUUGCCCCGAAAGCGCAUCCUCAUGCUCUGCUGCCACCCGCUGCACCACUGCCUGCCUCACUGCUUCCCCCCAGCCUGGCGGGACCUUCUAAACGAAAUCGCCAAGUUGGCGGACCUUUCCUUUGCCGGAGUACCUUCCAACAGCAGCGGCAGUGGCAGCAGUGAAGACAGUGGUGGUGACUUCAACCUCAGCAGCCUCAGCAGCCUCAACAGCUUGAGUCUGAAUGAGGUUGGGCUGCUGAUGGUGGAGGAUAUUGUAAGCCGCAUGUCACAGCACUGGCGACGUGCCGUAUCCCAAGGCGUCCAGCCGGUCCAUGAGGCCGCUCCUCAGCUCCCCCGAGACCCCGCUCUGAAUAGGCUGGGGGGCGACCUACCCGUCCUAGGCUCCCUCUCAACGGUGCAAGACGGGAUGGACGCAUCCGGAGAAGCAGGCGCAGAUGUCGUAGACGCGGCAGACCUAGAAGGAGGAGAUUUAAACCCAGAAGCAGGCCCACUCCCGCUUAAUAGGACCCACCAUCGUGUACCCCCGGCAGCGCAAUCGGUCGACGGGAUGAAGAUACUGCAGCUGCCGCCACCGUUUACUCACGGUGCUCCUGGUGACCCCGGCGGGGAAGGAACGCCUGUGCAGUCACUGCUUUUAACAUUAAGCGAUGACAUGAUUCAUAAUUUCGCAACGGUUGGUAGCAGCAGCGGUGAGAUUCGUGGUGAUGAAGGCAGCAGCGGUUCGAGGCGCGGCCGCGGCUUGCUGCAGGGUCCUACCGGAGGCAUGGGAGGCAACCCCAUGUACGCCAAUGCGUUCCGGCUGGUGUUCGGCAACUUCUUCGACUUUGUGGAAGGAGCCCGUCGCUUCAUCGCCACUCUGGCUGGGGAGGCGCGUAGCCUGUUAAUUAACAUUCAUUGGAUUCGAGAUCUGGCGAUUUUGGCGACAGCCCCCCUGGACAACAUCAUCAACUCCAACUGGCUACCACUGCCCCAGUCCAUUGGCCAGCUCCGGUCGCUGUUCGAAACCGCCCUCAACGACUACUGCACACCCGAGUCCCUGCGGCCAUCUCGCCUGGUGCUAGGGGAGUAUCGAAGGCCCACCUUCUCGCUGGCCAUCCUACCAGCGCUCUGCACCAUCAGCGUGGACGACACGGGCCGCCGCAGCAUUGACUGGGAGAGGUGCACCCCGGCACGGCUCAGGGUGACCAUCACACCAGGGUCGUACACGGGUGCGUACUAUACCGCACCAGUCUACACGGGCAAGGUCUGCAGGUACAGCCGAGCCUUUGGUACGGAUAAGACGUACCAGACCGGCGGCGGCCCCAACAGUUACACCUUCAGGAGAUCCGCUCGGGCGCUGUUCCUCCUUCCUGUCCUUAACCAGUUCUUCGUCAGGGGCCUUUUCACACCUUUCGUCGCCGACAACCUGCGCUUCGGCAACGUCACCGGCGGACCCGUCUUGGACGUCAUCUCAGCGGACAGACCGACCACCGCCGACGGCAGCAAUGCCGCCUUCAUCCUGCGUACGCCAACUGAGACGGCGAAGGCGGACGAGCGCCUCAAGAAAAAGCUCAUACCCAUAAGGGACGAUGAGCCUAAGCGAUAUGUGCCUAAGCAACACCCGCAACGGAAUCGCGGACACUCAAGGGGUAGCGCGGAGAUGCAUGGCGCAUCAGCUGCCGGAGGCAAAGCACAGGUUGCUACUACUGCUGAUACAUCCGGGGCGCAGCAGAGGACGGCAGAGGCCCUCUUGCAGCAACCCCAACGGUUACAACGGACACAACCGAAACCGUUGCAACCACCACAGCCCGCUCCAGCACCGCAGGAUUCCAGCACAGCAGCCAUCGGACAGGCUGCUGCCGCCGGUGAUGUCUCUGCGCAGACAGUAGUGCCAGCGGUAGUGCCCUACCACGGCAAGAGAACUAUGGCUCCGGAAGCGGCGGAUAAAGAAGCGCUCAGCUCUAAGUCCGGCGCACGUCCGCCGCGGGAAGCAGCACCAGCUGCUGCAUGGAACCUCACCUACACUGAAUGGCUGUUGGACGUCGUCGACAGGGCGUUUGGCACGUCGGGUGUAUGA
This is a messenger RNA of Volvox carteri f. nagariensis, 2073 nucleotides long. RefSeq lists its product as uncharacterized. The coding region runs from base 1 to 2073 and encodes 690 amino acids. NCBI's taxonomy places the organism in Eukaryota, Viridiplantae, Chlorophyta, Chlorophyceae, Chlamydomonadales, Volvocaceae. The transcript has 8 exons. The record is from RefSeq and is a predicted model, not a curated record.